Paramecium octaurelia is the source of this 377-nucleotide messenger RNA. Lineage: Eukaryota; Ciliophora; Oligohymenophorea; Peniculida; Parameciidae. The record is from the annotation of a GenBank genome assembly.
AAUUGAAGAAAGUUAAUGUUCAAAAUUUUUAGAAAUAUCGAAAAAGACUCGUAUCGCUUACAAAGAUUGGUAGAAGGAAAGGCUAGAUAAUCCAAAACCGAUGAGUUUAUAGUUUUUUCCAAAAUCAUAUGUCUGAUCAUUGUAAAAUCUGAAUAGAAUUGGAAUUUAAAGUGUGAGUGGAUUAAAAAUAGAAUUUACUAUAUAAAAAAUGUAAAGCAUAUCAAUUAAAUAUAAGGGCUCGAGAUAAUUGCACUUGAGGAUUAUUUUGAAUCUAUUAGAAGGAAUAUAAGAAUAAAAUAGGUGAUAAUUAAAUAGAGGAUUAAAAUCCUGCUUUAAAUAUUAAGGUAAAACUUUACAGAAAGUACUUUAAUAGUCGC